This is a messenger RNA of Naegleria fowleri, 849 nucleotides long. RefSeq lists its product as uncharacterized. The record is from RefSeq and is a predicted model, not a curated record. Bases 1 to 849 code for a protein of 282 amino acids. The transcript has a single exon. NCBI's taxonomy places the organism in Eukaryota, Heterolobosea, Eutetramitea, Acrasida, Naegleriidae. Gene Ontology annotation, molecular function: NAD+ poly-ADP-ribosyltransferase activity.
AUGGCCACUCGUGAAAGUAAAGCCAUUUCUAAAUCUCUUCUUUCAUCCAAAUCACAUCAACCAGUGGAGUUGGAUCAUGAUGAAAUUACGAAAGUGAAUUCGGAAUUGAAUACACCUGAAUAUUGGAGGAAACAUGUCAAAUUUUCAUUACAAACACCAGUGGAUGAUUUUAUACAAGGCUCCAUGUUAGAAUUUCAUAUUCCAUUUCCUAGUUACUGGGAAUCAAUGAAUGAUUUCUCCACACGAACAGUUCCUGUGACACCAAACUCGACCGAAUAUAGAAAUGUGAAACAAUGGAUGAAUUCUACCAUUCAAAAACACAAAGGAAAUGUAGGAGGAGAGUUUUCGCAUUAUCUCAAAAGCUCCAUUACAAGAAUUCAAAAUGCCAAGCUCUAUCUCAAAUACUUUUUGAAACAACAAGAAUAUGCUCAUGAAAAGAAGGACAUUGAAUUGUAUUUAUUUCAUGGAUGUCCUGAAUCGGUGGUUGACACCAUCAUUGAGAAGGGUUUCGAUCCAAGAAAAUCAAAAUUUGAUGGAAUGUUUGGGUUGGGUGUGUAUUUGGCAGAUUUGAGUUCAAAAUCGAAUCAGUACUCGAAAUGCAAAUUGCAUGACAGUGCCUCUUGUAAGGUGUGUGAGAAGAAAUUAUUUUUAUGUCGAGCAUUGAUUGGAGAUCCUUAUUUUACAAAGGUGGCCAUGCGAUAUGCCAAGGAGCCACCACUGAAUAAGGAUUCUGUGAUUGCUCUUUCGAGAAAAGAUGUUCCUGAUAGUGCUGUUGAAUAUAGAGAAUAUAUUUUCUAUGAUAAGGAUGUGGUCUAUCCUGAAUAUGUCAUUUCGUAUCAAUUACAGUAG